Molecule: messenger RNA, 3911 nt
Organism: Sinocyclocheilus anshuiensis
Lineage: Eukaryota; Metazoa; Chordata; Actinopteri; Cypriniformes; Cyprinidae
Product: myocyte-specific enhancer factor 2A-like
Exons: 12
Coding region: 629-2176 (515 amino acids)
Biological process (GO): positive regulation of transcription by RNA polymerase II; cell differentiation
Molecular function (GO): DNA-binding transcription factor activity, RNA polymerase II-specific; histone deacetylase binding; protein dimerization activity
Source: RefSeq, a predicted model, not a curated record
AACUUCUGUCGCCCAGUUCCCUUCCGGCAGAAAGACCCAGGGACGAGAGUGUGAAGUCAGACCUCACAGGGGCAAAAAGAAAGCCGUCCAAAGCCAGCUGGUCUGGCUUUGAGGAAAGCAAGGGAGACAGAAAGCAAAAGAGAGAGAGAACGUGAGAGAGGAAGGCAGAUAGAAAGAGAGACAGAGAACGAGAGAGAAAAUUAAAGUAAUGCAAGGGAAAUUAAAGUAAGAGUGGCACACCUGAGAAAGAUACCUGAGGAAGGCCUUAGCAGCAGGUUCUGUGAAGGUAACUGAUCGUCACAUGAAACAGGGUAUUUUACCCGAGGAGGAGAAAGCAUCAGGAAGCUCCAAGUAGAGAGACGCAUUGAAAGCAAAGGAAGAAAGAACGUAAAGAAGACUUGAGCUGGAUAUUUUGGGUCCAGGACUGAGGAUUGUGCUGCUUCGUUUGUUAGGUUUCACAGAUCGUGGUGUGGACACCUGAAGAAAAAGACGCAGCAAGAAAUAGAGUGAGAGAGAAAGUCUCGAGAAGAAAGAGUGGAGUAAAAUGUGCUAGGGGAGUGAAGGCAGACAAACUCUCGUGUUUUUCUGAUAUUCUCGGAGUGUCAGAGAGACCAAGCAGGACGCCAAGAUGGGACGGAAGAAGAUACAGAUCACACGGAUCAUGGAUGAGAGGAACCGGCAGGUUACCUUCACAAAACGGAAGUUUGGUUUGAUGAAGAAAGCUUAUGAGCUCAGCGUAUUGUGUGACUGUGAGAUUGCCCUGAUCAUAUUCAACAGCUCGAACAAACUCUUUCAGUAUGCCAGCACUGACAUGGACAAAGUCCUACUUAAGUACACAGAAUACAACGAACCCCAUGAGAGCAGAACCAACUCUGACAUUGUAGAGAAAUUAAGAAACAAAGGCCAUAUCGACUGUGCCAGUCCUGAUCCAGAUGACUGUUUCGGUCACAGUCCCCUCAUGGACGAUCGUUUCGGCAAACUAAAUGAAGAGAGUGAUUUAAUGUACAAGCGCUGUGGUGCGCUUAACAAGAAAGAACACAGAGGCUGUGAUAGCCCGGAUCCUGACGCUUCAUAUGUCCUCACCCCUCACACAGAAGAAAAAUAUAAAAAAAUUAAUGAAGAGUUUGAUAAUAUGAUGCGAAAUCAUAAAAUCCCGACGGCCUUGCCCCCGCAGAACUUCUCCAUGCAUGUGGCUGUGCCAGUGACAAACCCCAACGCAAUGUCCUACAUCCCCGGGGCCUCUCUGAGCAGCCAGAGCCUGUCGGCCGCCACUGCCUCUCUGAGUGACGGUGCCAUGCUGUCUCCUCCUCAGGGUUCCCUGCACAGAAACUUAGUGUCUGCCGGGGCCCCACAGAGGCCCCCCAGCACAGGCAGCACAGCAGGAAACGGCUAUGUUAACCCAAGGGGCUCACCGGGGCUUCUGGGUACACCCAGCGGGAACGGGCUUGGUAAAGUCAUGCCUGCGAAGUCACCGCCGCCACCGGGGGGCAACAUGGGCAUCGGUAGCCGCAAGCCAGACUUGAGAGUCGUCAUCCCACCAUCCAGCAAGGGCAUGAUGCCACCCCUGCAGUCGGAGGAGGAAGAGAUGGAGUUGAACACCCAGAGGAUAAGCAGUUCCCAGUCUCUGGCCACACCAGUAGUCUCCAUCACCACCCCGAGUCUGCCACCACAAGGCCUGGUCUACUCAGGCAUGCCCACUGCCUACAACUCUGAAUACUCCCUGAGCAGUGCUGAGCUCUCCUCUCUGCAAGGCUUUGGCUCUCCAGGGCUCUCUAUAGGCUCAGUGUCGGCAUGGCAACAGCAUCAACUGGGCCAGGCAGCUCUUAGCUCGCUGGUAGGUGGAGGUCACUUACCUCAGGGCUCAAAUCUCUCCAUCAACACCAGCCAGAAUGUCAACAUUAAAUCCGAGCCCAUCUCUCCUCCACGCGAGCGCAUCUCCCCGUCCGGCUUCCCACCCCAGCAGCAGCAGCAGCCUCCCUCCGGCCGUCCAGACAUGGGCCGUUCACCUGUCGACAGCCUCAGCUCCUCUUGCUCCUCGUACGACGGAAGCGACCGAGAGGAUCACCGGCCUGAUUUCCACUCCCCACUCGGUCUGGGUCGACCCCCGGCCUCUGGGGCCGAAGAGAGGGAGAGCCCCACGGUCAAGCGCAUGCGCAUGGACACCUGGGUGACAUAAAGCUGUCCGGAGCCUGACAGCCAGUCAGUCAGUCACACGCAGGGCUGGGCAGGGGGAAAGGGAGAGAGGAGUGACAGCAGGGAGGGUCAUUAUUGUUAUUAUUCUAUUGUUAUAAUUUAACGUAAUUUCACUUUUUUUUGUAAGUAGGUGGAUGGGGAAAGAAAUCAAAAAUGUCCUGGCAUAUCGAAAUUAAGCAGAUGAGUGGAGAGAGGGAAAAUCAAAAAAUCAAGCAGUCAGAAUGAAUGGUGUACUCAAAAACAAAACAAAAAAUAAUAAAAAAAAAACAGGUGUUAUCAGGUACUUGAUGCAAAUUGCAUUGUGCGAGAGUCCAAUGUAUGAAGAAAACAUUUUCGAUUUUUGUCAUCACUGGUGCAGUUUGACACUUGUAGCUGUUUUCGCUGUUGAAUUUGCAAACAAUCAAAGAAAGUUUAGGGGCGGCUUUCUUUCUGAAGGCUCCUGCCUGCUGGGCUCAUGUAUUAAACAAUCUGUAUCUGCACUCGCCCUUAUAUGAAGUAUGUCACUUAUUAAUUUAUUUUAAGGUAUUUGAUGAUAGAUUUGGAUCAGUUUUACGAGGGAUGGCUUGUAUCUAAAAUGAGAUCACAUUUCACCUCAGUUAAGACAUUAAGUGAAAGAAAUGAAUAUGUCUCUAAAUUAAUAAUAGUCGUUGAUUACAUUUUCAGUCCUUCUAUUUGCGUUUUUAACAAAUGGGAAAAGAACAGGUAGCCCAGUCAACUUAGAGACGAUAGCAAGUCAUUUUACAUUCAUGCAGCUCCAACAACUCAAUGGUAACGCAAGCCAAAGCCUCUAUGUAAUUUUGUCGUACUGUAGGUUGGGAAUUUUCAGCAUUUCUCUCUCGAUGUUUGUUUCAUAUUAGUUCUGUCAUAGUGUGCGUUGUUACAAGCAUUGGAAAACGAUUAACAUGCAAAGCAGAUCUUGAAAUGAUAUCUAAAGCCAUGAACACUUGCUGUUCUGUUUGUAAAUUAAAGAUUUGAGCCAAACCUUUUUCUUUUGUUAUGUACAUAGCAACUUUAAUAUAUAUCACUUUUGGUGUAAGUACGUAUGUAUUGUACCUUCACCAGAUUCAAGAAAAAAGUAUAUUUUUGUGGAUUACUGCCAAGUUUACAAGGCGAGAUCCUUAUUAAGUAGAGUAUUCACUGGUUAAUAUUUACUAUUUUGUUAACUAUACUGUACUUUCUUCAAAUCUGACUAUUAUUGGUAAUAAUCAAAGUGUUUUUUCUUUUUUUUUUCUUUUCCAAGGUCAUUUUUGGGUCGUUUACCCUUUAAUGGUGGUGAAUGUCUGUCCAUAAGAAAUUGUAACAACAGAGCUGUAUGAUUUAAGCUCAGCUGUCUUUAUUUUGUUUUGUAACGAUACUCGUCGUGCUAAGAAAAAAAUAUGGUUGCAUUUCUUACAACUGUUUUGUGAGGGAUUAGCCUGCAGCUGCUGAAUACACUGCCUACUUUAACCCAUCACGGUUUAGAUGCACUAUUCAUUGAUAUCCAGUAGAAGACACAUUUCUCUUUACAGAAACAAACCCCCAGUUUGUAUAAAAAGCUAAUUUCUUUCAAACCCUAAAUUCAUUUCAACCAAAUCCCUCAUAUAUUGUAAAUACCAUAACUUUAGGUAACCCUAAUACAUACAUGCAUACUAUGUAACGGAAUACCUUUCCAGUUAUUUUGUGAAUUGGCUCAUCUACAUCUACAUUUCCUAAUGUAAAGUAGACACCUUAAGGAGGCA